Molecule: messenger RNA, 1912 nt
Organism: Magallana angulata
Lineage: Eukaryota; Metazoa; Mollusca; Bivalvia; Ostreida; Ostreidae
Product: cytochrome P450 2C3-like
Exons: 4
Coding region: 1-1455 (484 amino acids)
Biological process (GO): xenobiotic metabolic process
Cellular component (GO): cytoplasm; intracellular membrane-bounded organelle
Molecular function (GO): oxidoreductase activity, acting on paired donors, with incorporation or reduction of molecular oxygen, reduced flavin or flavoprotein as one donor, and incorporation of one atom of oxygen; iron ion binding; heme binding
Source: RefSeq, a predicted model, not a curated record
AUGUUGGUGACGGUAGCCAUUAUAGUUGUAUUGGUUGCUUUAGUUUGGAAGUUUACAGGGCGACCGAAAGGGUUGCCUCCAGGUCCGACAUGUUACCCUGUCAUCGGGAAUUCCGGACUUUUUAAACCAUCAGAAGCGGUGCGGGCACACAGAAAUCUAAGAAAGAAGUAUGGAGACAUUUACACCUUAAUGAUCUUCCAUCACCAAAUGAUUAUAGUUCACGGAUAUGAAAAUAUUCGAGAGUUACUAUAUACGCACGGAGACUUGUUUUCAGACCGGCCAAACACUAUAAUAAAUGGAGUUUUCAACAAACAAAAAGGUUUGAUGUGGGCAUCUGGGGUACUAUGGAAAGAGCAAGCAAAGUUUGCUGUGGCAACAAUGAAAAAAUUUGGUUUUGGAACUCAUAGUUUACAAGGUCAAAUUAUGGAGGAAGUAGAUUGUCUGAUGGGUGAACUAGAAAAAAAAGAUAAACAGCCAAUUAACAUAAAGAGCACUCUUGAUGCCUCUGUAUCGAAUGUUAUUUGUUCACUUUUGUUUGGAAGGAGAUUUGAUUACGAAGAUGCCAAAUUUAAAGAACUGGUUAUAUCUCUAGAGAAAAUGUUUGCCAGUACCAACCCAUCUUCACCAGUGUUCAUUUUUCCAACGUUACACCAUUUGCCAAUGACUAGUUUUGGACAAAUGGAGAAAAGUUUUAAGAAGAUAGACGAAUUUACUAAGGAGAUGAUUCAAGAGCACAGACGAAAAUUUGAUGAAAACAACAUAAAUGAUUUUAUAGAUAGUUUUCUAAUGGAAAAGAAGCGGAGAGGGACUGGAAGAAAUUCAACAUUCACAGAUGAACAACUCACGAUCGUUAUACGGGAAAUGUUUGGUGCAGGAACUGAAACAACAUCUAAUACAAUACUUUGGGCACUUCUUGCCUUAAUUCAUUAUCCAAAAUGGCAGGAAACCCUCCGCGAAAAUAUUGAUACUGCCAUUGGUCAGAGUCAACCCAAGAUGGAAGACAAGGAAAAUUUGCCAAAUGUUGAGGCUUUCAUCCUUGAAGUCCAACGCUAUGCAAACGUUGCGCCAUUCGGGAUUCCGCAUGCUCCUAAGAAGGAUUUUGAAUAUAAUGGAUACCUUUUCCCAAAAGGGACAUGCGUAACGUUUGCAAUCGAUUCUGUUAUGAUGGAUCCAGCAAUUUUUCCAGAACCUCUCCUUUUCAAACCAGAACGAUUUCUGGAUGAGGAGGGGAAAUGCAAUGGGGAACAGAAAGAAAAGCUUAUUCCAUUUUCUACUGGACCAAGAUCGUGUAUAGGACAAUCCCUCGCCAAAAUGGAACUAUUUCUUUUCUUGGCCAGAUUUCUACAGUGGUUUGAGAUAAAACCAGAGAAACCAAAUUGCUUGCCACCUUUUGAGGGAAAUCUGGGCCUAACCAACAUGCCGAGAUCGUUCCAACUAAUUUUAGAGAAACGGUAAAAUUCUUGGGAAACUGUUACACGAACUGAAUUGCAAAGGUGAAUUGAAACAAUAUAUAGGACUUGUAAUAGAUAUUGACAACAUAGUGGUUUUUGAUAUAAAAAAAACAUCCUUCUAGAAAAUUAAACGUUCAGAGGAAAUUGAUUUUGAUAUUAUUAAGAUAAAAGUGCAUAUUUUAAAAAAUGAAAUGCAGUUAAUAACACCAAUUGAAAACAAGCGUAAAGAAUUGAAAUGAACAAUUGUAAAUUUAUCCAUUUAUGCUUAAUAUAUUUUCUCAAUUACUUUGUUUAAUAAAUACAUUUAUCUAAGAUAAAAUAGCUUUAAAUCUGACACUUUUCUACAUUUUGAAAAAGGUUUUUAUUCCAAUACAAAUUAAACGUCACUGCAGUUGCAAAAUACACAGUCUUGUUAGAUUUCAAUGUUUAGAUUUUGUUUGAUUAAACCUUAAAUUACAUCA